GCCACCAAAAGUGCCCAUGCGGCUGGCGGAGGACACGCGACGCGGCGAGGUCAUGCCCCCCAUCUCUCGAUUAGCGACCCGAGUCACCAUGUGACAGAAGCGAUCGGGCAUAUGUACGACGAUGACUACGACCCCAACGAUCCAAGACGCCUCAGCUAUAUAUCUUCCCCGCAGGGCGAGUCAAUAACAACCGUUCCGCGGGCCGCCGCAGGAUCUGAGUCCUCCCCCUCCCCGUCCUCCCCCCUGCAUAAUUCUUUCUCGGAAGUGCAAGCAAGACCGCCAAAUAGCCAUACUCGACCGCCGCUUAUUUCGAACCGAGCCUAUGAGCGGGAAACCGACUCUGCACUCCCUGAGGGGACUCGGUCUCCUUCAGAAACCGCUACCUCUUCUUUCCCUCUGAACGAUAUCGACUACGAAUCCAACCCUGCCGCCGUUGCCCAGGAGCUCAACAACCUCGCUGCUAUUCGGCGCAUGUCCAUGGAUGUCGCGGCUACUGGUGACCCUGAUCUCCCGGACUUUUCGCUGCCUCCCUCCCCCUCAGCCGACGAAGAUGACGCCUCAAGAUUAUUUUGGGUGCCCGCACGAUUACACCCCGAGCUCGCCCCCAAGGAAUUUAAGUCUUUUCUAGAUAGCAAAGCUGAUCACAUUAAGCGUCGGUCUGGGGAUUACUCUGGCCGUGGAACGGAGCGUCAAGGAUCGGGGGCUGGACUUCAGCGCAAGCGUUCUAUGCUAUCGAGGCAAAUCGACAAUUCUUCGGGUUAUACGGAUGGCGCGGAUCGAUUGGAGCGUCAGCGCUCCCAAUCAAAUCGACGGGAUGGCAUGUUGAGUCCGAACUUGCAACAGCUGGAGACUUUGGUGGACGAUUCGAAAGUGCCGGAAAAAGAAUCGACACUCAUGCGCGGUAUGCAAGAUUUAACCACUGAGGAUAAGCCAAUCUUGCCCCCAGCACCUCUGGGCAACAGUUUGCGCCGAUCGACUAGGACACAGUAUAUUAAAGCGGGGAGUGUGAAAAAGGGCGAGAAGUUACCAUAUUCGAAACGAGUCGGGCGGGGAGCUUCCGAGUCUGCAGGUAGUGAUGCAGAUACACCCCCGGUACCCGCGAAGUCUCGCAUGUCGCCUGAUCCUGUACCCAAUACGAACCGCACAGCUCGAUCCCAGUCUGCUUCAUCCCAUGGCACAGCAUAUACAUCAGGCGCAAGUCCUGCCUCAACGUUUGACCCGAUAGCCGAUCACCCUGAAGGCGAGCGAGAAGACUCUUACGCGGGUGAUCAUUCGGAUGCUACCUCGGAGCGUUCUGACGGAUCACGGCAAUGGCAUUCUCGAAUUAGUUCCAACGGACGAUCUACUUUGGUCACACCUCCAGGCGAUCAACAAAUCCCCGCGAUUGUUGAAACUCCCCCUGCUCCAGAGACCAAGCGCAUUCCCAGUCCUCCUUCACAACGUCCAGCGGACCGAGCUGCAACAUCAACGCCACCACCGAAAACAUCAUUGCAUGACCAGGCACCUAACAAACGCUCCAAGAACUCCCGCCAGUCUUCCGAAAGCACGUCUUCACUCAAUGAUUUCGCCAAUAACCCCCAGAUGAUACCCGGCAACAGUACUCGCACUGAUAGUCUUUCGUUCAUCCCCACAAUACCAGAAGAGCGCAAACACGAAGAGCGCAAAUCCGAAGGAAAGAAAUCAAAAGACAAGAAAGAUUCCGAUGGGACUCGCAAGUCAAGUUGGCACUGGUUGUUGGGUAGCGAAGAGAAGGACAAAGACAAGAAAAAGCACAAGGAAAGCGAUUCAAAAAGCACUAAAUCAAAGGCCGACAAGUCCCACGAUAAUACACGCCUGGAUGUACUUCAAUCAUCGAUCGACAGCACGCCGCGUACCCGUGAAAGUCUCGUAUUGGACCGCUUAGAUCCGAAACUGGAGGAAGAACGGCGCAAGGAAGGUGCCAGAAGAGCAUCCGGGGACAAGAAAGAAAAAGAUGGCAUUUUUUCCUCUAUAUUUGGUGGCGGACGAAAGAAGCAUGGCGGAGAAGGCCACCAUCGCAAACAUUCAUCUCGAAACCUGUCUCCCGAUCCGCCGAUGCGGGUCAUGCGCCCUGAUAUGGACUACCCUUGGACUCGCUUCUCUAUCCUGGAAGAGCGGGCAAUCUAUCGCAUGGCACAUAUCAAGCUUGCAAACCCCCGGCGAGCACUUUACUCUCAAGUAUUGCUGAGCAACUUCAUGUACUCUUACCUGGCCAAGGUGCAACAGAUGCACCCCCAGAUGGGGCAUUCUUCGUCAGGAUCCCAAAGGUCCUCAAAAUCUAGGGAUCAGCCAGAUGAGUACACGCAAUAUCAGCGAUACCAAGAGUCCCAGGAACAGCAACAUUAUGCAGAAAGUGCCUACGAUGACUCUUCCAUGUACGAAUAUGACGACGAUCCGCAUGAUCGCUACGGCGCCCAUUCGAGAGGCAGCAAGCAAAGCUAUGAAAAUAGUAGCGCUUAUGGCCCGGGGUACCAAUACGGACACUCGUCCUUUGGCGACGACGUUCAACUCGAUGAUGACGAUGACGAUGAUAUGUGGUGA
Penicillium nucicola is the source of this 2559-nucleotide messenger RNA. Its product is annotated as putative telomere silencing protein Zds1. Lineage: Eukaryota; Fungi; Ascomycota; Eurotiomycetes; Eurotiales; Aspergillaceae. The transcript is spliced from 2 exons. The annotation marks the transcript as partial. Gene Ontology annotation, biological process: positive regulation of G2/M transition of mitotic cell cycle; establishment of cell polarity. Gene Ontology annotation, cellular component: cell septum; cytoplasm. The record is from RefSeq and is a predicted model, not a curated record.